AGGACCCAGCAGGCGGCGGCAGGCGGCAGUUGUGUAGAUCGCUGAGAGACUACGAGGGUCCGGUUCAGUUUUAAUUCUGUCUCUAAUCUCCGCAACAGCGGCGCUUCCUGGGUCCCGCGGCUCCCCUGCUCACUCAGCCGAGGCUGGCCGCCAGGCGAAAAUCAAAGCCGCCUCCGCCCCAUCACCCACAAUGGAAACCCUCCAAGAAAAAGUGGCCCCGGACGCGUGUGCCUAAGGAUUCCGCACGAAAGAAGUGCCCAAAAUGAAGACCCUGGCGCGCCAUGGUCUGGCAGUGUGUUUAGCGCUCACCACCAUGUGCACCAGCUUGUUGCUCGUGUACAGCAGCCUCGGAGGCCAGAAGGAGCGGCCCCCGCAGCAGCAGGCGGCGGCGACCCUCAGCUCGCGGCGCCCGGCGGAGAGCAGCCCCCCGCCGCGCCCGGAGACCCCCGCGGGACCGCGGCCGCUGGACGGAUACCUCGGCGUGGUGGACCACAAGCCCCUGAAAAUGCACUGCAGGGACUGCGCCCUGGUGACGAGCUCGGGGCAGCUGCUGCGCAGCCGGCAAGGCGCCCAGAUUGACCAGACAGAGUGUGUCAUCCGCAUGAACGACGCCCCCACGCGUGGCUACGGGCGCGACGUGGGCAACCGCACCAGCCUGCGGGUCAUCGCGCAUUCCAGCAUCCAGCGGAUCCUGCGCAACCGCCACGACCUGCUCAACGUCAGCCAGGGCACCGUGUUCAUCUUCUGGGGCCCCAGCAGCUACAUGCGUCGCGACGGCAAGGGCCAGGUCUACAACAACCUGCAGCUGCUGAGCCGGGUGCUGCCGCGGCUGAAGGCCUUCAUGAUCACGCGCCACAAGAUGCUGCGGUUCGACGAGCUCUUCAAGCGCGAGACCGGCAAAGACAGGAAGAUCUCCAACACUUGGCUGAGCACUGGCUGGUUCACCAUGACGAUAGCCCUGGAGCUCUGUGACAGGAUCAACGUUUAUGGCAUGGUGCCCCCAGACUUCUGCAGGGAUCCCAACCACCUUUCAGUACCUUAUCACUAUUAUGAACCUUUUGGACCUGAUGAAUGUACAAUGUACCUAUCCCAUGAGCGAGGACGGAAGGGUAGUCAUCACCGAUUUAUCACAGAGAAACGAGUCUUUAAGAACUGGGCACGGACAUUCAAUAUUCACUUUUUUCAACCAGACUGGAAACCAGAAUCUCUUGCGUUAAGUCAUCCUGAGAAUAAACCUGUGUUCUGAGGAAUGUGUGUGGCCAGACGGAAAUCCUAAGAAUCCCACUGUAUCAAACAUUGGGCCACUGAACUUCCUAAAAAACCAGACAUGAAAGAGGAACAGAACUGGUCGCAGAAACAGCUUCCUCCUCAAGAGGUACCAUGUAUAGAUGCCUCUGAGGCAUGACUACAAGUAGUGCAGUUGGUCUAUAAGGGAAGAUUCCAGAAUUAAUACAUCCUAGUGAGUGUUGUCCCUUUCUAAAGGGGUUACCUUAGGAGCCAAAUGCGCAUUUCAGUGAUGCUGCCGUGGCAAAAAGUGUGUAGGAUCUUUUUAAGUAUUGCCUUCGAAACUGAGACAUAAACAACUCAGCAUUAGAUGUAUCCCUUUGUAGAAAUACCACCUCUAAAGUCAUUUUUCUAUCAAAUUGUAUCCUAACCUGAACUAUAACCUUUGUUAUCUGUUGGACUCUGUAUGUGUGAUUUAUAAAGAGCAGCCUUGAAAA
This is a messenger RNA of Cervus elaphus (red deer), 1721 nucleotides long. RefSeq names its product ST6 N-acetylgalactosaminide alpha-2,6-sialyltransferase 5 (gene ST6GALNAC5). Gene Ontology annotation, biological process: oligosaccharide metabolic process; ganglioside biosynthetic process. Gene Ontology annotation, molecular function: alpha-N-acetylgalactosaminide alpha-2,6-sialyltransferase activity. The record is from RefSeq and is a predicted model, not a curated record. The transcript is spliced from 5 exons. Bases 263 to 1246 code for a protein of 327 amino acids. NCBI's taxonomy places the organism in Eukaryota, Metazoa, Chordata, Mammalia, Artiodactyla, Cervidae.